AUGGCUGCUGCACAGCUGUCUCCCGAGGACGUUUCGAUGGCGUCUUGUUUCUCUGGCAAAGCCUCAUUCCUUACUUGCUGCUUAGACCAUAGCGUAGACGAGUGUCCAGUGGGUGGGAUAGACAGCCCUUGUUGCGUGAGAGCUGCGGGACCCAGUCGCUGGUUUAUUGAAACGCUUCGCUGCUGGCAUUCCUUCGGGGGACAGGGCACCGCAUACGGAGCUGGACCCCUCAGAAAGUUGUGCUGCGGUGCCGGUUCCCACAAUGACAGAUGCUUUGGAGGUGACUUCUCAGCUGACCGCUGCUGUGUGAAACCACCAGCCAUAGCUGUUGCGACCGCUUUGAGGAAGGAGACCUGGAGGUCUAUCGGGGAGCAGUAUCAUGCCGAGUGCCAAGGCGAGUCGCAGCAUUUUUCUGGAGUUCGUUGUGUUCCUGACUGGCUUUCCAUGGACUAUAGUGGGCUGUUCAGCCAUAUUUUAUACUGCGGUCCCAAGGUGAGUUCUUUGGCAUUUCACCUUCUGAUGAUGGUCAGCAUGAACAAUGCUCUUUACAUGCACGAUCCCGGGCCUGGCUUGUCGGGGCACAGCAGCAUGCUGCUGUCGAAGUGUUUCCGUUUUUACGACCGAACUCUGCGUGCAAGCAGAUUUCAUGCACUCAGAGCUGCUACUGUCGUUCUACUCUCGCCCAUGAUCCAUGACUUCGACGUUUUGAUGGAAGGACUUGCUCUGCAACAGUUGAUUGGGCUGGCGGCUAAGGACCCGCGAGCGCAGGUAUUGGGCCUCCCCACCUCGGACAAUGGAACCUGGUCCUGGCCUGUGUUGCGCUUGCGUCGUGCGUAUUGGAAGCUAUCUGCAAGCCGCUAUCCUUUCGCAUACGGAUCCUGGGCUCAGCCACAUCACUCUUUGGACCUUUCGCAUUGUUAUGCCGGGGAUACCACGAGUGGUACCAGGGUUUACAACUCCUCCGUUCUACGAAUGCUGCUAACUUCGCCCCAGCAGAGGGCUGACCUGGGGUCCGCUUGGAUGCUGGGUCUUGACCUUGGGCUGAAACAGCUGAAGAACAUGCGAGGCCGGGCACUCACCUGUCUGACCGGUGCCGGCACCAUCUUGGAGGAAGAGUCGUACUUGCUGCACACCGCGCUUGAGGAAUCCCUUGCCAGGAGCUACGACAUCGAGGCAGCACGUUUCCAUCCAGCUGGGAAGGUGCAGACAAAGUGCAUCACAGGUGGUACCCUGGCUGAAGCACUUUCAGCAAAUGCUGCUGGCAUGGUGGUUCCAUACUGCAUCCGACUGGCUUUGAAGCACGGCAUGGAGAAGCUGAAGACGGUUGUCGAAGUUUUCGCUGGCCCGGAUGCAGUGCUGAUGCCAAUCUACGGAACCUCACUGAGCAUCAUGCGGCUGGGAAGCACGGAAGGAGAAGUGAUACCCUGGGACUACGAUGCUGACAUGGUCCUGGUUCUGAAUCGCAUGAACGUGGAGAAGCUGUGUGGGCACUUAGAAGCUGCUGGUUUUACUGUGGAGUAUGGCGAUGUUCGCACACAUUUCGGAACAUCGGGUCGCGAAGUUCAUCUUAAAACAGAGUAUCGUGACCCCGACUUGAAUAUCACCGCUGAUAUAGACCUUUGGCUGGAGACUGACGGCGCCGCAGGUGCGACUAGCGUGCUUCCCCAUUCAAGACUUCGCUUGCACACGCUGCCCGUGGUUGUCAACAGCGACGUGCUGUUCUGGAUGCGCUUUCGUGGCACCACUGCCCCUCGCGACCACCUUUACCCCAACGAAAUGCAUGGCUACUUGCCGGUCAAAGGCUUCGCGUGCCCGGGCCACAGCGCCUGCAUACCGCCGGGAUGGCUUUCCGACGAUGGCUUCCGCGAUGGCGGCAUGCCUGAUGCAUUCGCACAGCUCGACAGCUGGGACUGA
Molecule: messenger RNA, 1914 nt
Organism: Symbiodinium sp. CCMP2592
Lineage: Eukaryota; Dinophyceae; Suessiales; Symbiodiniaceae
Source: the annotation of a GenBank genome assembly